Molecule: messenger RNA, 1182 nt
Organism: Triticum aestivum (bread wheat)
Lineage: Eukaryota; Viridiplantae; Streptophyta; Magnoliopsida; Poales; Poaceae
Exons: 2
Coding region: 1-1182 (393 amino acids)
Cellular component (GO): plasma membrane
Molecular function (GO): protein binding; electron transfer activity
Source: RefSeq, a predicted model, not a curated record
AUGAACGCGGUGAGGGCAAAAUCAAGGCAAGUGAUUUGCGCCCCUCCAUAUAUAGCUAGCGUUGAGAAGUACGUCGCCGUCCCGAGCACGCACAGCACAAUGCCUCGUUUCACCCUCAGCAGCCACUCGGGGUCAAACCUGCCGUCGUCGUGCACCGUGUUGAAGACAGAGGCCACGACUCGUGUCUUCACCGUCGCCGGCUACUCGCAAUGUGCGCGGAAGCUCGUCGGCUCCGUGCUUGAGUUCGACAGGUUCCGCCUCGGCGACUGCGCCUACCGCCUCAAGGUGUACCCCGCGGGCUUUGACGAGGAGUCGGCAGGCUUCGUCGCUGUUCUCGUCACCAUGGAAGACCACUGGGACUCGUUCUUACUCGGUAGGGCCGCCCGGACGAUCUUCAUAGAGAUCCUGGACAAGGACGGGGAGCGCGCCGUCUUGGACAACAACACGGCCAGGUCGGAGCAGACGCUGCACCACCACAACCGCAGCAAGGGCUACGUCCGGUUCGUCGCGAGGAGGGACCGUCCGGUGCACGCUGUCCAGGGACGUGGAGCACAAGCACUUACGGAAGCAAGUCAAGCAACACAAUCUCAGCUUGAGGAUCAACACAGCACCCGGCUUAUACCUCCUCUGCUGGCUCUCGUUGCCUUCCUUCAAGUUCCAACUGCAAUUGCUGCCAUGAGACUCAGCCUCCUCAUCAUUGCCGCGAUGGCCGUCCUAAGCACCGCGUCGGCAGCAGUCUACAAUGUUGGCGAACCGGGCGGCGCGUGGGACCUUACCACCAACUACGGCACCUGGGUAUCCUCCAGGAAGUUCCAACUCAGCGACCAGAUCGUCUUCAAGUACUCCCCUCAGGCGCAUGACGUCCUUGAAGUUAGCAAGGCCGACUACGACUCUUGCAGCAUCGUCAACCCUAUUGCGACCCUCAACUCCGGGAACGACAUCGUCACCCUCACCGCCGCUGGCACCCGCUACUUCAUUUGUGGGUUCCCUGGCCACUGCACUAGUGGCAUGAAGAUCAAGAUCGACGUCGUGCCUAGCUCCUCCUCACCAUCACCCGCCCCGGCUAGCGGCCCCAAUGCAAGCAACGCUCCUCCAACCACGCCUGUCUCUACCGCCACCUCCGUGAAGGCCACGGGGUUUGGCCUCGCCAUCCUGCUUGCCUUUAUCGGUUUCAUGGCUUGA